Molecule: messenger RNA, 2274 nt
Organism: Prosopis cineraria
Lineage: Eukaryota; Viridiplantae; Streptophyta; Magnoliopsida; Fabales; Fabaceae
Product: ferrochelatase-2, chloroplastic-like
Exons: 9
Coding region: 369-1832 (487 amino acids)
Biological process (GO): heme biosynthetic process
Molecular function (GO): protoporphyrin ferrochelatase activity
Source: RefSeq, a predicted model, not a curated record
GUGAGGUGCUGUUGCUGUCCGAUUCCUAACCGCGUUUUCUGGGGCUUGAGAGUUGAGAAGAGAGAGCCUGCAUUGAGAUCGAGUCUGUUCGGUUUGACUGUGGACUGGUUAGAUGAGAGAUUCUUUAUUUUAUUUUUGACUUUGCGGUUUUUGUUUUGGUUCAGCUCGAGUGUUCUACGUUAAAUAUAUUGAAGAAACUAAAAAAUACAUUACUCGUGCAUUUCUAUUUUCUUAUUCUCCUGGGCAUUUCGCUCUCGUCAUCAUUCACUCCUGCUUCUUUGCGAAGCAUUGAAGCUUUUGGUUAUUUUUCUUUUUUCUUUUUCUUUUCUAAAUCAGUUUCGGUCGAUCCGCUUUAGAAUUUCGGGACGAUGAACUCUGCCACAUGUUCUGGGGUUAGUCCUGCCAUCAGCUUACGUGAUUCCAGUCUUCAUCGUUUGGAUCGUCAAUUUUCUGUGCCCAGGUUUGGUACAAAAAAUCUUGCAUAUGUCCUAGGCCACUCAGAUCAUAACAAGUCUGCAUCUCAAGCAUCCUUAAUUAUGUGCUGUAGCUCAGUUAAUCAAAGAAACGGUAUGAUGGGGGGAACUGUUUGUUGGGGUCCCUUCAGCAGGAGAAACAUAGUAGGUCAAACAUUUUGUUCUCUGGGUACAUACACUUAUGAUGGCCCUGCUUUAGAAUCACCUUCCCAUGUUAUGGAAGAAAAAGUUGGGGUGCUGCUUCUCAAUCUUGGAGGACCAGAGACGCUUAAUGAUGUUCAACCUUUCCUGUUCAAUCUUUUUGCUGACCCUGAUAUCAUUCGUCUCCCAAGGUUGUUCAGGUUUCUACAGCAACCAUUGGCAAAGUUAAUUUCUGUGCUUCGGGCACCUAAAUCCAAGGAAGGAUAUGCUGCUAUUGGAGGUGGCUCCCCUUUAAGAAAAAUUACGGACAAACAGGCACAUGCACUUAAAAUGGCUUUAGAAGUAAAGGGCCUUUCUGCUAAUGUUUAUGUUGGAAUGCGGUACUGGCAUCCAUUCACUGAAGAAGCUGUUCAACAAAUUAAGAGGGAUGGGAUUACAAAGCUUGUGGUGCUGCCUCUCUAUCCCCAGUUUUCUAUUUCGACCACUGGAUCAAGCAUCCGUGUUCUCCAACAAGCAUUAAGGGAAGAUAAAUAUCUGUCCAGUCUGCCUGUUUCUAUUAUAAACUCUUGGUAUCAACGAGAAGGUUACAUUAAGUCAAUGGCGGAUUUAAUUGAGGAAGAGCUUCAGACUUUUGCUGAACCUAAGGAGGUAAUGGUAUUUUUUAGUGCCCAUGGGGUACCUGUCAGUUAUGUUGAAGAUGCUGGUGAUCCAUAUCGAGAUCAAAUGGAGGAAUGCAUUUUCUUGAUCAUGCAGGAGUUGAAAGCUAGAGGAAUCAAUAAUGAGCACACUCUUGCUUAUCAGAGCCGAGUAGGUCCUGUACAGUGGCUGAAACCAUACACAGAUGAAGUUCUCGUUGAACUUGGCCAGAAAGGUGUGAGGAGUCUGUUGGCAGUUCCUGUAAGCUUUGUGAGCGAGCACAUUGAGACCCUUGAAGAAAUUGAUAUGGAGUACAAGCAUUUGGCUCUUGAAUCUGGUAUCAAGAAUUGGGGACGUGUUCCUGCUCUUGGUACCAAUUCAUCCUUCAUUAUAGAUCUGGCAGAUGCGGUAAUAGAAGCUCUCCCUUCAGCCACAGCCAUGUAUUCGCCCACUGGCUCCUCAGAAGUCGUUGAGCAUAAUGAUCCUGUAAGAUAUAUAAUCAAAAUGUUCUGCGGUUCAAUCUUGGCAUUCAUCCUGCUUUUGUCACCCAAAAUGAUUACGGCAUUCAGAAAUCUCAUCUAAAAGGAUUAAAGACUGCCUGCUGACUUUGAUGACGCUGAGGGCGUAUAGUUGAAGCUUUUGCUAAUAGAUGACGGGUAUACGUGUUUUCUUCAAUUCCUUGGAUCCUCCAAUAGACACAGCCGAGAUGCCCAAAAAAAAAAAAAAUCAGUAAUUUCACCCUCUUUUUUGAAUCUUUUUCCUUGGUAUAGUUUUUCUUAUCAUCAAUGGCGAGUUGUUUUAGUGAUAGCAUCACCUUCCUUACUUGGAAUAAGUUUUGAGUUCAAAUCUAGCAUUGACAUGUUUAUGUGCGGGUGGGUAUGUGCUUCUCUUUUCUAUGAGGAAGGGCUAGUUUAAGGGUGAUUUUUUAAAAAAAAAAAAAGUUUUCUUACACUUUUUCUAAUUUUUUGUAAGCAAUGAACUUCCUUAUGAUUCAUCAAAUAAGAAUCACUUUGCAUUGUUGUUA